AAUAUUAAUCUUUACAAACUCCUUUGAUCUCCACUUUCCAAAUUGCGAUUUUUUUCCCAACUUCUUCUUCUUCUAUUUUCCAAGAGCAAAUAAAUCAAAUGGCCGCCGUCACCUCCGCCGCCGUCGCCACCGCGCGCACUUCUCUGGUGCAGAACCGCCCGCUGCCGGCGGCUUCACCUGCCCCAUUCCUUCUUGGGUUGCCUGCCUUGGGAAAGAAGGGAGGAGUGAGGUGUUCAAUGGAAGGAAAGGGAAAUGGAGAAGUAGAAAACAAGUCAAGCAACUUGGGGAUGGGGGCAUCGUUGAUAGCUGCGGCGUGUGCUGCGACAAUGUCGAGCCCAGCCAUGGCUUUGGUGGAUGAGAGACUGAGCACUGAAGGGACUGGCCUUCCAUUUGGUUUGAGCAACAAUCUUCUUGGUUGGAUUCUCUUUGGGGUUUUUGGUCUCAUUUGGGCAUUCUACAUUGUUUACACUUCUACUCUCGAAGAGGAUGAAGAAUCUGGCUUAUCUCUUUAAGCCAAACUUUCCCAUCUUACUGGCUAUUAUUAUUGCUACUUUUGUUAUUGUUGUGGAUAUUUUGCCUUUGGCUUGAAUUGUGGAAGCUUUUGAAUUCAUAUCAUCCAAGCCUUUUGUUGGGGUAUCAAUGUAGAAAGAAGUAAAUGUGGUUCAUAGCUAUUAAGUUUCAUUCCUCCA
Molecule: messenger RNA, 689 nt
Organism: Benincasa hispida (wax gourd)
Lineage: Eukaryota; Viridiplantae; Streptophyta; Magnoliopsida; Cucurbitales; Cucurbitaceae
Gene: PSBW
Product: photosystem II reaction center W
Biological process (GO): photosystem II stabilization; photosynthesis
Cellular component (GO): chloroplast thylakoid membrane; photosystem II; chloroplast
Source: RefSeq, a predicted model, not a curated record